Molecule: messenger RNA, 3251 nt
Organism: Oxyura jamaicensis (ruddy duck)
Lineage: Eukaryota; Metazoa; Chordata; Aves; Anseriformes; Anatidae
Product: homeobox protein Meis2
Exons: 8
Coding region: 596-1456 (286 amino acids)
Source: RefSeq, a predicted model, not a curated record
AAAAAAAAAAAAAAAAAAAAAAAAAAAAAAAAAAAGACCCUCUAGCGAUCCUAAAAGGCAAAACCCGAGCGCGGAGUUACUGGAAGAAGGAACCUGGGUUAAAAAGAUUCCUCCUCUCUUCUUCAUCAUCAUCAACCAUCAUUCAUUCACUACCUUGACAUUCCCUGGCUUUGAUUGACAGCUGGAGUGGCAAAAAGCCAUGAGACACGACAGUUUGGUUACAUGUGGGUUGCUGACGGGCCGAUCGUAACCUUCAGUUUGGGGGCUUGACAAAUUUUUUUUUUUUUUUUUUUUUUUUUUGCGUAGAGAAAGAAAAAAGGAAAAAGAGAGAGAAAGAAAAAGGAAAGAGAAAGAGACAGAAAAAAAAGAAGAAAUACACAGAAAAUCAUCGUGGUUCCUGACUGUUUUUUAUAUAUUGUUGUUGUUGUUGUUAUUAUUAUUUACCCAUAUUGGAGGACAGGAGAAGUCUAUAAGUGGGUUGCAAAAAAAAAAAAAAAAAAAAAAAAAGGAAUCUUCUUCACUCUAAAUCACUUUCUUUGCUGGACUGGGAUAUUAAAUAUACGACACAUCCAGGAGUUUAUUGGAGCGCAGACUGAUGGCGCAAAGGUACGAUGAGCUGCCCCACUACGGCGGGAUGGACGGAGUAGGGGUGCCGGCGUCUAUGUACGGGGACCCCCACGCCCCCCGGCCGAUCCCCCCGGUGCACCACCUGAACCAUGGCCCGCCGCUGCACGCCGGCCAGCACUACGGCGCCCACGCCCCGCACCCCAAUGUCAUGCCGGCCAGCAUGGGCUCCGCUGUCAACGACGCCCUGAAGCGGGACAAGGAUGCGAUCUACGGGCACCCGUUGUUCCCCCUCUUAGCUCUGGUCUUUGAGAAGUGCGAGCUGGCGACCUGCACACCCCGGGAGCCCGGCGUGGCCGGCGGGGACGUCUGCUCCUCCGACUCCUUCAACGAGGACAUCGCCGUCUUCGCCAAACAGGUCCGUGCUGAAAAACCACUUUUUUCUUCAAACCCAGAGUUGGACAAUUUGAUGAUCCAAGCAAUACAAGUACUAAGGUUUCACCUUUUGGAAUUAGAAAAGGUUCAUGAAUUGUGCGAUAACUUCUGCCAUCGGUACAUUAGUUGUUUGAAAGGAAAAAUGCCAAUAGACCUCGUUAUUGAUGAAAGGGAUGGCAGCUCCAAAUCAGACCACGAAGAACUCUCAGGAUCUUCCACAAAUUUAGCCGACCAUAAUCCUUCAUCUUGGAGAGACCACGAUGAUGCAACCUCAACGCACUCGGCAGGCACACCGGGGCCCUCCAGUGGGGGCCAUGCUUCCCAGAGUGGAGACAACAGCAGCGAGCAAGAAGGCACAGCUCUCAUGAAGGUGAACUGUAUGAAGUAUGAAAAACUCUUAAAGAACAAUGAGUUUUUUCAGCUGAGGAAGAUACAGAAAGAGAGUAGCCCUUAUUAAUUCAUCUUUUCCUUUCAAGUUUGAGGGGCCCGUCCUUGUGUUGAUAUGUAUGAGUAAUUCCCAUUAAUGGUGAUGGGAGUUACGCAUGUGCGCUGACAGAAGAAUAGACCCCUUAGUGUUCAAAGCACAUGAAAUUUACAUUUUUUCCAUUGCUGUAAUUGAGAUGUUGACAAAUUGGAGAAUAUUGAUGAGCCUUUGUUUUAAGUAUUUCUUGCCAAGUUUGUUUUAUUUUUUCAUGGUUUGAACAAUGGUGUGGGUUCAGCAGCAAUUAAUAAUCAGGGUAGAGUAAAGAUAACUUUGUAUUUCAAUAUUUUGAUGUGCCAAUAUGAAAUAAAUUGUCUUAGGCAAAUGGAAUAUGCUGUUUUAAUCAUUAGCUAUGCAUGAAAGAAAAAUUGAUGUUGACAUCUUUGCUGUAAAAUCGUUGUAAUGGGGCCUUCCUUACAAUUCAUUUUUGUAAAAUUCAUUUUGUACAUUUUGCAGCAAUUGAACAAUCCCUGCACUGUGAAUAGGCAGAAUUCCCAGAAAUACUGAGACAGUUGGCCCAGUAACUGCUGAGCUCACACUGCACACCACAUGCACAUUAACCAUAAUGAUGCCAGAACCAGCUUAGCUAAAUAUAGUCACAUUUUAGUAUCCUCCCAUCCUUUCUUUUUCUUUCCUUCUAUUGCAUGAACAAAUACAGCUUCUUGCAGUUUUUGUUAGAUUGGUGGGUUGUGGAAACAUUUAUGUCCCUACUCACUAUUCAGUAAGUAGCAGUAAAAUUUCAUAGUGAAUCUUCUCCUCGCUAUACUGUUUUCUAAUAAUCAGGAUGGUGGCAGCUGCAGAUUCCUCACCAUUUAUUAAAUUAAAACUUAGGGUGUGGGGGAUUUAAAAUAUACAUAUAUUUAACAUCCUCACCUCACCCUUAAUUUUUAAUCCAUGAAGUUCUAUUUAUAUUUAGGUAUAUACAAUAAAACCUCUAUCAACAUACAAGCAUUAGAAAACAUUUACUUACAUUUUUGAAUGUGUUGUGCAGGGGUUUCAAAUGCAGCCCAGGAAAACUCUGUCAAUGGAAUGUUUUCAUAGUGGCAGUAAUCUCUUUAAAAUAACCCUAAAUACAAUAUGACAGAUGCCAUCUGGAAUAAUCUUUUGCUAGUUCCUUUAAACUUUUAUUUUUUCCUACAGCUAAGUUCAUCUAAAACUGCUCCCUUACUCAUGUGGUAAAUGUAGUGGACCCUUUCCUCCCUUGUAUGCAUGAAUGUUCAGAGAAAAUAACUUGAGAUUGUUACUGUUGAGAUGUUUCCCUCUGACGUCAAGUUGCUGUUUUUCAAAUGUGUGUUUUUAUGUAUAUAUUUAUAUAUAUUUGUUUAUAUAUUUGUAUUUCAAAAUGAAAAGGUAGGAUUCCCCCUUAGGCUACUCUUUCCCUCUCAGAUCCUGCUCAGCCUAACCCAAUUUGCCUCCGAAUGUUAGAUAACAUCCCAUUUGCUAAAUUAUAAUUGUAUGCUUGUUACAAUAUUAAUGGUUUCAUAAUGCAGUGCAUUCGAACAUACAGUAGCAAGUGCUUAAAUGUCUUCCUGUGUUGUUACAGACUGACUAAUUUCUUCCUAUAUGUGCCAACUUAUUUGAAAGAUCUAGUGUUGGAAUCUCUGGAUUUUUUUUUUAACUUAGUCGUGUAAAGGGAUGUCUCUUGAUGCCUGUUAGAGUUUAAUUUAGAGUAGUAAUUAAACUUGAAUACUGCCUCAUAAACAAAAGAUAAACAAUAAACCAGCCACGUUCCCUGCUGUUUCAUAGCUUUCUUUCCCAGAUGUUUUAGCCU